This is a messenger RNA of Aureobasidium uvarum, 1851 nucleotides long. NCBI's taxonomy places the organism in Eukaryota, Fungi, Ascomycota, Dothideomycetes, Dothideales, Saccotheciaceae. The record is from the annotation of a GenBank genome assembly.
AUGGCGAUCGGUGCCAAUACCCAAGUCGGUUCCUCUCGUAUGGAAGAGCUUACCAGAGGCCGACGCGCCGGGUUCAAAGGACUUUUGGGAGCCAACAUGUAUCUUCUGUUCACUACUGGCACAGUCAUCAUCGGUUCCUUCCUCUAUGGUACUGACCAAGGCGUCUUAUCCAACCUCUUGACUGGACAGAAUUUCGGGUCAAAGUUCCCAGACGUCUAUACCGAUGCUACUUUAAAGGGCUGGGUCGUGGCAAUUCUGCAGCUCGGUGCCUGGCUCGGUGCUUUGAUCAAUGGGCCACUUGCCGACAAGAUCUCGCGCAAGUACAGCAUUACCGUUGCCGCUNNUUCCGCUCUCUGUGGUGGAGCGCAAAGUGUUGGCUACCUCUUUGCAGGACGCAUCAUCGCCGGUGUUGCUGUCGGUCAAGUCUCGCACGUUGUACCCCUCUACCUGGCCGAGAUUUCUCCAUCCGAGUUUCGUGGUGCACUGUGUCUUACUAGCNNCUCCGGUAUCAUGAUCUCCUACUGGUUGUGCUAUGGCACAAGUUUCAUCGGUGGUCAAGCAUGUAAUGCCGACCAGAAUGCCCAGUUUGGUGAUGGCAGCUUCAACCCCUAUACAGAUGUCCCAGCAGGCGGUUGCAAUGGGCAGACAGCGUUGGCAUGGCGGCUUCCCUUGUGCUUGCAGUGCGUCCCAGCUGUCAUACUUCUCGCAGGAUCCUUCUGGUUACCUUUCAGCCCGCGUUGGCUGAUGUCCAAGGGCAGAGAAGAAGAGGCUCGCGUCAACAUCGCCAAGCUCCAUGGGCUUGCCAUCAAUGAUCCCAUCGUUGAGACCGAAUGGCUGGAGAUCAAGGCAGCAGUCAUGUUCGACGAGAGGACCGCACGCGAGCAGCAUCCCAACAAGGAAGGUUUACGCUUGGCUCUGGGCAAGGUCAGCAUGUUGUUGACCAACAAAGGUCUUUUCCGAAGACUCGCUUUGGGUUGUGUCCUCAUGUUCUUCCAACAAUUCACAGUAAGAUGCCGCAUCCAGACUCGAGCUCCCAAAAGAUCGCUGACUUGUAUCAUANNGGGCAUCAACGCUAUCAUCUAUUACGCACCUACCAUAUUUGGCAGCUUAGGCUUGAACGUAUCUACGACCUCUCUGCUCGCGACAGGUGUCCUUGGUGUCAUCGACUUCCUUUUCACGUUUCCAGCAAUCUUCUUCGUUGAUCGCUUCGGACGCCGCAAGUUCUUGAUGGCAGGUGCCCUCGGCAUGAUGAUCAGUCACAUUGUCGUUGCAGGAAUCCUUGGCCACUACGAAGGCAACUUUGGUCUUCCUGGGGGCAAAGCUGCUGGUUGGGUCGGCAUUGCUUUCAUCUGGGUAAGUCUUCUCGUCGCAUGCUGUCUCGAUUACCACGAUGCUGACAAUCCAAACAGNGCUUUCGGUGCCAACUUCUCAUACUCCUGGGGUCCUGUCGCAUGGCUUCUUGCUUCCGAACUCUUCUCUCCCGGGCAUCGCAGUCAAGCUGUCAGUAUCAUCAUCAGCUGCAACUACAUGAUGAACUUCAUUGUCGGCCAAGUCACACCCAAUAUGCUCCAAGCACUCAAGUUCGGUACCUAUAUAUUUUUUGCCGCAUUCUGUUUACUCAUGUUCCUGUGGGUCUGGUUCCUAGUCCCUGAGACGAGAUACAAGAGCUUGGAAGAGAUGGAUGCUGUCUUCGGUGAUAACUUGGGUCAAGCGGAUCAGGAACGCAUGCGUGAGAUUAUGGCUGAGAUUGGUUUGGAGCCGGCUACUCAAAUUCAUGAUGAUGCGUCAAUCUUCGGUCGAGGAGGUACGGAGAUGAAGGAGGGUCAGGUUUCCCACGUCGAGGAGAGAUAG